UCGUCGAAGAAAAAAAGAACUUAUUGAUGACAUUGAGAGGCUGAAAUAUGAAAUCGCUGAAGUGAUGACUGAGAUUGACAAUCUGACUUCAGUGGAGGAGAGCAAAACUACCCAGAGGAACAAGCAGAUCGCUAUGGGGAGGAAGAAAUUCAACAUGGAUCCCAAAAAGGGAAUUCAGUUUCUAAUAGAAAAUGACCUGCUGCAGAACUCCCCAGAAGACGUAGCCCAGUUCCUGUAUAAAGGAGAAGGCCUAAAUAAGACUGUCAUUGGGGACUAUCUGGGAGAAAGGGAUGACUUUAAUAUUAAAGUUCUUCAAGCAUUUGUCGAACUCCAUGAGUUUGCUGAUCUGAACCUCGUGCAAGCCUUAAGGCAGUUCUUGUGGAGCUUCCGGCUCCCCGGGGAGGCGCAGAAGAUCGACCGCAUGAUGGAGGCGUUCGCGUCCCGCUACUGCCUGUGCAACCCCGGCGUCUUCCAGUCCACAGACACCUGCUACGUGCUGUCCUUCGCCAUCAUCAUGCUCAACACCAGCCUCCACAACCACAACGUGCGGGACAAGCCCACGGCCGAGCGCUUCGUCACCAUGAACCGCGGCAUCAACGAGGGGGGGGACCUCCCGGAAGAGCUGCUGCGGAACCUGUACGAGAGCAUCAAGAACGAGCCGUUCAAGAUCCCCGAGGACGACGGCAACGACCUGACGCACACGUUCUUCAACCCCGACCGCGAGGGCUGGCUCCUGAAGCUGGGAGGGCGGGUGAAGACCUGGAAGCGCCGCUGGUUCAUCCUCACCGACAACUGCCUCUACUACUUCGAGUACACGACAGACAAGGAGCCCAGGGGGAUCAUCCCCUUGGAGAACCUGAGCAUCAGGGAGGUGGAGGACCCGCGCAAACCGAACUGUUUCGAGCUUUAUAACCCGAGCCACAAGGGCCAGGUCAUCAAGGCCUGCAAAACAGAGGCAGACGGCCGGGUGGUGGAGGGGAACCACGUGGUGUACCGCAUCUCCGCCCCGAGCCCCGAGGAGAAGGAGGAGUGGAUGAAGUCCAUCAGAGCGAGCAUCAGCAGGGAUCCUUUCUAUGACAUGCUGGCCACGAGGAAGAGGAGGAUUGCCAAUAAGAAAUAGAUCUCUCCCGGCCUCAACAGAGACUUACUCUCUCGCCGUGAGCAGGGAGAGCGCGCGCUGUGGGAUGGAGGCGCCGGGCACUUAGGGUUUCCUGUAAAUAGUGUAAAGCCCCGGAUACGUGCAGGUGGUGGACCCUGAGACGAUCCCCCACCGGGCGGCUGUCAGGUUGCUGUUGAUCUAAUAGUAGGUGCUCAGGACGUCUGCCGGAGGGAGGAUGGCUCUCAGGGCAGCACAGGGCUGCCGCGGGCCGAGGCUGGGGUGCUGUG
Messenger RNA from Lontra canadensis (Northern American river otter), 1386 nucleotides. It is a transcript of the gene CYTH3, whose product is annotated as cytohesin 3. The coding region runs from base 65 to 1120 and encodes 351 amino acids. The record is from RefSeq and is a predicted model, not a curated record. Gene Ontology annotation, biological process: regulation of ARF protein signal transduction. The transcript has 13 exons. Gene Ontology annotation, molecular function: guanyl-nucleotide exchange factor activity. NCBI's taxonomy places the organism in Eukaryota, Metazoa, Chordata, Mammalia, Carnivora, Mustelidae.